Messenger RNA from Dentiscutata heterogama, 819 nucleotides. NCBI's taxonomy places the organism in Eukaryota, Fungi, Glomeromycota, Glomeromycetes, Diversisporales, Gigasporaceae. The record is from the annotation of a GenBank genome assembly.
AUGGUGGAAGAAAAUAGAAAACAAACCCCGGAAGAAGCUACAGCUGAUGAAAAGGAAUUGAACAAAAUGGGUGUCACUAUAAUGAAUGCAGAGGAAGAAGAAUGUGAUGAAGACAAAGAUUAUCAAGAGCUGCUAGAACAGCUAGCGUUAGAAUCGGGUCAUAGACAAACCUGGAUGAGUGUCGAACCACCAAAAUGGGGAGAACCAGAUGGAGGAGUUGAUUAUAGUGACGAUGAUGAAUGGGAUAAUGAGAAUAUUGAAACCUAUGAAGUGUUCAUGAUUAAAGUAGAGAAUGGUGACUCGGGAGAAGAAACUAUCAAGUCAGAACUAGAAGAUUAUUCACCUGCCUUUAGAUUUUUCAAUAAUAGAGUCCCUGACCUUGGACUUUUUACUAGCCCAUUCUCUAACCCCGGAAAAAAAGCUUUAGAGUCAGAUGAUGAAUCCACUCAAAGCAGAGUUGUGGUAACACCAAGUGAAACAGGGUCAGAAAAUUGUAAAGAAAAUACUAACCUGGAAACUGACAAAGAAGGAGACAACGAAUUCUGGUACAGCCAUGAUGAUGACGAAACUGUAAUAACCCAAAAAAAGGAAGAUAGAUGCCAUGAAAUAAGUAAAGAAAAAGAAGUAUUUAUGAUAAAAAUGAAAAAUGAAGAUGAACAGAAGGAAGGUAUCGAAGUAGAAAACAUCGUACCAGGACCCAGCGAACGGACCCUUAAUGAAAUAAAUGGCCAAGCGUGGACCCAAAGUAUGACACCACUAUACUUUCAGAAAAUGACUAGUGACUGCCAUAGUGCUUUAAGCUUCCUCCACCUGAACUGA